Messenger RNA from Amoebophrya sp. A120, 595 nucleotides. The record is from the annotation of a GenBank genome assembly. NCBI's taxonomy places the organism in Eukaryota, Dinophyceae, Syndiniales, Amoebophryaceae.
CUCGUGUCCUUUUCCAACUUGGUUUUCUACCUAAACCAGUCCGGUAAAGUGAAGACCUCGGGUACGGACAUUCAGACUCUUGCUUUGCCGCCCGGAUCACUCGCAAUUUUGGAUGAAGAGGAAUACGAUACCGGGUUUUAUUACUGCUCCACUACCGCGACGAGGACGACUAGUAGUACACUGCAACAAGAACGAGCAAUUAUCGAGACUGUCCGCAAUCUUCGUUUCGGCCGCGUUACAGACAUUGUGAAGUGGUUGCGGUUCGAGUUGCGGCAGAAGGAACGUAAUUUUCAUGCGCUGGUGAACACGUCUGUUGCUGGCACUCUUUCAACAUCUUCAUCUGCUCUCCUUCCCGCUGACAAGGAUUCCAGUGUGAUGAUCGAGCGUGUCAUUUACCAACUCUCCGAGCACAUUAUCGCCGAGAUUCGCUUGAUCGGCGAGGAGGCAGAGGAAAAGUUGGCGGCGUUGAUAGAGAAAACUACACCUUCGGUGGCGGCCUCGCGGGAAAAUGUUGAAAAUAAGGAGCUUCAAGACCAAGAGCUUCAAAAUGGUAUUAACACGGGGUAUCGCUCUGAUGUCGUGGAUGAAGUAGCUG